AUGCGCGCGUAUAACCUCGACAUAGGCGUAGUUGUGACACGCUGAAUCGUUUUUUUUAAACUUUGUUCACGUUUCAGGGAUCAGUGUGGAACGAGGUCGUUUAUUAGUUCUGUGUCGGUGUGAUUUUCGAUCGAUAUUUACGCGUGUUUUUUUUUUGUUUAAAGAGCUUCAAGAUUUCAACAUUGUUGUGUAGAAUGAACUCGUGAAACAGUGAAAGUUGUUUCAUUCCGAGCAAGUGGAGGAAAUUGUGUGCGGCAAGUUUAACGAUUGUUAACUCGAGGAAAAACGGGCUAAAAAAUUCUAAUAACUGCGCACUAAAAAAGGCGAUAGAAACGAAAUAUCUUCGUGGCUUGAAAAAGGGAACUCUUGAUGACGCAAACGCGGGCGAACGUCUCGGCGCACGGAGAGGACAAAGACGAAGAAAGAGAGAGAGAGAGGCCGAUUAUUUCAAGUGUCACCCAACACGCCGCUUAUCGCGGUCAGUUUAGUGCGUGGCCUACGAAAACAAACGACGGGCCGAGAGCAGCCAGCAGUCGGAGGCACGCUGAUCUAAUUGUACAUCGUCGUCCCCCGUCGUCGUCCAUGGAGAGCUACACGUCGGACUCCAGCGACUCGGAUUCCAGCGCGAAGACGCUGGAUCUGUCCUAUCUGAUGCUGAACACGGAGCUGCUGAACGAGCAUUUCGUCACCGUGAAGAAUCCGGAGCAAGUGGACACGUUGCUGCUGCACCGGAACCCUCUGACCAGCAUACCGCACGGCAUCGUUCGUUUCACCAAUCUGACCGCGCUCUCCGUAUCGAACUGCGGGCUGCACCGGCUGCCGGACUUUCUCGGCAAUUGUCCGCUGUCCUGUCUCGUCGCCAAGCACAACAGCCUGACGAACGACUCGCUGCCGAAGAGCUUCGAGAACCUGAUCGGGCUACGCGAGCUGAACCUCAGCGGCAACCAGCUGACCGAAUUCCCCGAGCAAAUUCUCGUUCUCACUGAGCUCAAGUAUCUUUAUCUGGGCGGCAAUCAUAUGACCGAAAUCAGCAAGGACGUGUGGAAAUUGCAGAGAUUACACGUGUUGUCGAUGGGAGGCAAUAGACUGACGGAAGUACCCUCGACGCUGAGCCGGCUGAAGUCCCUGCAGGCGUUGGUGCUCUGCGACAACAUGCUGGAGAGCUUGCCCAGCUCUAUUGCCAAUCUGACCAACUUGAAGUCGUUGCUGCUUCACAAGAACCGACUGAGGACACUGCCGACCGAGAUUAUUACCUUGAAGUGUUUGACCGAGUUAUCCCUGAGGGACAAUCCUCUGGUAGUGAGAUUCGUAUCGGACAUGACGCACAAUCCUCCAUCGUUGCUCGAGUACGCCGCCAGAGUGAUCAAGACCAGCGACAUCCGGUACGACGAGACGAGUAUACCGAAAAACCUGGUGGAAUAUUUGAACAGCGGCCAUCGUUGCGUGAAUCCGAAAUGCAAAGGUGUGUUUUUCAACAACCGAGUGGAACACGUCAAGUUCGUCGAUUUCUGCGGCAAGUACCGGUUACCGUUGCUGCAGUAUUUAUGCAGCCGGAAGUGCAUCGAGUCCCGGGACGGAGACGAAGUCGUUAGCGGUGCGAUGAUCAGGAAGGUUCUGCUUGGCUGAUCGCUGCCGCGGCUGUUCUACACCAUGAUAACUCGUUCGAGAAGCUAAACUAGCCGCCAUCGGUCCGUUGUUGUGGAACCAAGGACUUUUUGUUUCAAUCGAUCCGGGUCCUCGAUGAAUUCUUUUUUACCAAAAUUAAUUCCGAUCGGGUCUAGAAUCUUUCACUCUUUUCUUUGAAAAAGCGAGUGAACUCGUUCAUUCUUUUUUAAUUGCGUGUAUCGGCAGUAAUCAUAUUCAAAACUAUUUUAUUUAAUUAAAAAAACGUAACUCCGUUUUUAAGACGAUUCGAUGAAGCAUCAGAUAAAUAUAAAAAUAUUUAAUAUCGCAUGGUA
This is a messenger RNA of Megalopta genalis, 1958 nucleotides long. Its product is annotated as leucine-rich repeat-containing protein 58. Lineage: Eukaryota; Metazoa; Arthropoda; Insecta; Hymenoptera; Halictidae. The record is from RefSeq and is a predicted model, not a curated record. Gene Ontology annotation, cellular component: cytoplasm. Gene Ontology annotation, molecular function: protein binding.